Messenger RNA from Syngnathus acus (greater pipefish), 3157 nucleotides. It is a transcript of the gene adcyap1b, whose product is annotated as adenylate cyclase activating polypeptide 1b. Gene Ontology annotation, molecular function: pituitary adenylate cyclase activating polypeptide activity; peptide hormone receptor binding; neuropeptide hormone activity. The record is from RefSeq and is a predicted model, not a curated record. Gene Ontology annotation, cellular component: perikaryon; neuron projection; extracellular region. Lineage: Eukaryota; Metazoa; Chordata; Actinopteri; Syngnathiformes; Syngnathidae. The transcript is spliced from 5 exons. Bases 267 to 803 code for a protein of 178 amino acids. Gene Ontology annotation, biological process: neuron projection development; positive regulation of GTPase activity; adenylate cyclase-activating G protein-coupled receptor signaling pathway.
AUCCAAGGCGAUCGGGACAACAAAAAAAGUUUCGAGGAGAUACAUAGAGGAGCUGCUGCUAUCGCUUUUGUUUUUUUUAAGGGGGGAACAUUACAUUUUUGCACAGCAGAACGCUUCAUUGGGCGUUUUUUUUGUAUUAUCUGGAGAAAGAAACACGUGCGAGAGAGGGGGGACGUCAUACGAAACAGGAGACAAGUGCACCAGGCACCAGGCAAACCGCGCCCGGAUCGCAUCCCAGCAGCAGCCUCCGCUUCCCGGCUUGGAGCAUGGCCAGCUCGAGCAAAGCCACUUUAAUCUUGCUCAUCUAUGGAAUCUUAAUGCACUAUAGCGUCUUCUGCACACCCCUUGGACUAACUUACCCCAAAAUCAGGCUGGGCAACGACGCUUUCGACGAUGACGGCAAUUCCUUGGGCGAGCUGGGCUUCGACGGCGACCACCUCGCGUUACGCAGCGCGGCGUCCUUAAACGACGACGGCGGCGGCUAUACGGUCUACUAUCCCACCGAAAAGAGAGCAGAAAGGCAUGCUGAGGAGGAAUUAGAUAGAGCCUUGAGGGAGAUCCUGGGUCAGUUAACCACGCGGCAUUAUCUGCAUUCUCUGAUGACAAUGCGCGCAGGCAGUGAGGAUAACAGUAUGGAGGACGAUAGCGAGCCACUCUCCAAGAGACAUUCGGACGGCAUCUUCACCGACAGCUACAGCCGCUACAGGAAGCAGAUGGCUGUGCAAAAGUACCUGGCAGCCGUCCUGGGACGAAGGUACAGACAGAGAGUGCGCACUAAAGGACGCCGGCUGGCCUAUUUGUAGUGCAGCCCCCACCAAACCCACCCACACACACCUUGUGCGUGUAUACAGUAUAUAUGUAUGACCCCCCCCCCCCCCCCCAACCCGCACACACGCACACACAGCCCAUCAUCCACAUAUAGCUGAGCAAACCAGUGGAUUGCGCCUCUAUGUGUUCUCUUUCAACAUGAUGUAUUUAUGUAUGACGUUAAGCCAUUAAAAUGAAUAUUUUAUUAAUAAUAUCGUUUUUCCCCCCUAAUUUAUUUUUGCUAUGAGGAAAAAAAGGUACUUGAUGAUUAACCCUCCUGUUAUGUUGCGAUUAAAUUGGCUCGAUUUUAAGUCAAAGAACGCCCAAAAGUUUACAUAGUUAAUAAUAAAAUACAAAAAACGGAGUGAUUUUUUUUUUUUUGGUAACCCUUUUGAACGAUGACACACUGGGUCAAAAUGACCCCUUUUCGAGUGAAAAAGAAAAUUUUGAUUUUUUUUGUAAACAUUUGCAACAUUUAAAUGGACUCAUUUUAAAAUGAGGGAAUUCACAAAACAUGAAAUUGUUUGUUGUGGAGUUCAUAAUCAGAUACAAAUACUAUACAAAUCAAUUAACAUGACCCGGGUCAAACGGACCCAUUUAAAAGUGAAAGAAUACCACAUAAUCCGCAUAUUUGCAGUGAAUUUGCAAAUCGGAGUUAACAAUGAGCUAUAAACACUCCUCAUUAUGAUUAUUUUUUUUCCUGUUUGAAAAUAUUGGAUGAUUUAAUAUACCCUGGGUCAAACUGACCCAGGAAAAUGCUAGCAUUUGUAGCAGGAGGGUUAAACUGCACAGUCCAUGGACCAAUAUCUGUUUAUUUUCAUGUUUAAAGAUGUUUGAGAGAAAAAAGAUCAUAAUUGUGCACCUUCAACGUUAUGCGCUUGAACAAGAAAAAAAAAUCUAAAAAAAAAGGGUCUUCUAUACAUAUAUAUAAAUAUAUAUAUGCAGAAAAAUAAAUAGAUAAAAAAGACAAUCAAAGUAUUGAAUGUUAUACUUAUUUUUGUAAGCUAUUUUUUUAAGUGUUGUUCGUUUUUUGGACAAAUACAGGCCCAAAGAAGCGGUGAGCAUGCUACAUAUCUAUAUACGUAAGUGUGUGUGUGUGUGUGUGUGCGUGUGUGUGUGGGCGCGCGUGUUAAACACUCCAUUAUUCUUAUUAUUUUUUGUUGUUAUUGCAAGGAUGCCUCAAUGCUGCUCACACUUGCACAUGUUGCGUGGAAAAUCCGUGUGUGUGUGUCUGUCAAAAGUGCGCUUGGGUUGCGUUGUUUCUAAUUGGGGCAAACAGGAGUGUGAAAUCUGCAUUUACUUUGUAAUCAUUUUGUGGAAAAGUGCUUGCAGUCUGCAUGCUGUUGUAUGGUUGGCUAAAGGUGUGUGUUGUGUGUAGAUAGCAGGGAUUCCUUGGUAGCAGGGUGGAUGGGGGUGCGCAACAUUCAAAGAGAAGUAUCGGUUCACAUUCAUAUUAUGUGACGCGCUAGGCGGGAUUUGCUCACAAAAUACAAAAAGGUCAUCAGUCAUUCAUUUGUUUUGAUCAGUUGAGGUGUUUUGAUUGGGUUGGGGGGGUGCACCAACAUUAUUUGGCUUUGUGGGAAUUUCGGCAAGGAAAAAGUAUUCAGAAGCUGUUAAAUAAGAAAGAAGAGAAAAAAAUCAUGUUUGCAUGAAUAAAAAAAAGGAAGAGGUGGGGAAUCCCCGAGAUCAGGAGAUAAUUCGCUAUGAUAAAACAGAAUGUUGGCGUACCUCCCACUUUCCUAAAAUUGGAAUACCCAAAGUACCAGUUAUCUACUGCCCAUCUUCCAUGAUUUGAAAUCAUGCACGGCCAACUUUUUCCUCAUUUGGCCACGUGUUCGGGAAUGGGAAGAAGGGGUGCAUAACUUUUUUUCAUUUUCAAAUAUAAACAUGACUUUGGGCUGGCUAAAAAUCCUUAGGUGGUGUGACACCAAAUAAGCUUGUUUGAAAUGGGAGACCAAGGUUCUCGCACCAUAAAGAGUUUUUCCGCGUGACAAAGUUCACUCGGCGCACCCCUAAUGAACAUUUGCGCAUCCCCAGUGAGGGACACGCCACAACUUGGGAAUCAAAUGAAGAGAUGAGAACAAUCUGAAGCAGAUGACACACCUUUGCGCACCCCCAUUUGUUGAACGGGCUCCAUCGGAGGCAUCUUUCCCAUCGUACGUUCCUUUAUGACGAUGCAAAUUUGCUUGAGAACGGCCCGCUCCCAAAUUUGGCUUCACCUGACAGUCUUUAUAUGGUGUGAUUGUUUUUGAGUGCGUGGAGAGCAUUUGUUAGACAGAGUUGCAGACAGCUUCUGGUGCCUCGCUUUGAUGUGAAAAAAAUAAAUAAAUGGUUCAAAUGAAAUAUGUUU